This is a messenger RNA of Glycine soja, 1918 nucleotides long. RefSeq names its product probable glycerol-3-phosphate acyltransferase 3. Lineage: Eukaryota; Viridiplantae; Streptophyta; Magnoliopsida; Fabales; Fabaceae. Gene Ontology annotation, molecular function: glycerol-3-phosphate 2-O-acyltransferase activity; phosphatase activity. The transcript is spliced from 2 exons. Gene Ontology annotation, cellular component: membrane. The coding region runs from base 87 to 1709 and encodes 540 amino acids. Gene Ontology annotation, biological process: cutin biosynthetic process. The record is from RefSeq and is a predicted model, not a curated record.
UGCAUACACGGUAGGGCAUUGAAAUCGAAAUUAUCUUUAACAACAACCAAACAACUACGUCUCAAAUCGUUCGUACGUUGAGAGAUAUGGCCAAAAUGGUGAUGAUGAGUACGUUUUUCUUCAAAUCUAUUUUCAUCUUUUGGUACCGUUUUUUCUUCAGGCCACUCAAAAACCUCCAAAGAAGUGUUAGCAAUAUGAUCACAUUUGCAGCCCAUCAAUUCAAAUACCAGGGGUACGACUCUUUACUUCAUCGUAAUUCAAACCUCAAUGACCACGCUCUCCUCUUUGAUGUAGAAGGUGCAUUGUUGAAAUCUUCUUCAGUGUUCCCAUACUUCAUGCUCGUUGCGUUUGAAGCAGGAGGGCUCUUAAGAGCCAUAGUUCUGCUUUUGGGGUACCCUUUUGUUUGUUUAGUUGGUGAUGAAAUGGGGUUGAAGAUUAUGGUUAUGGUAUGCUUCUUUGGGAUUAAAGCAGAGAGGUUUAGAGUGGGAAGGACCGUUUUGCCGAAGUAUUUGUUGGAGGAUGUUGGGUUAGAAAUGUAUGAGGUGGUGAAAAGAGGUGGCAAAAAAGUGGGGUUGAGCAAGUUGCCAAGAGUGAUGGUGGAAAGCUUCUUGAAGGAGUAUUUGGAGAUUGAUUUUGUUGUGGGGAGGGAGCUGAAAGUGUUCAAUGGCUUCUACGUGGGGUUGAUGGAGGAGACCAAAACCAUGCAUGCUAAUUUGGAGCUGCUGGUUCGUGAAGGGAAAGGAAACUGUUCCCAUAUGAUUGGAAUUUCAGGAUUUCAUAAUCUUGACCAUUCCUUCUUCUCUAUAUGCAAGGAAGUGUAUAUGGUGAGGGAAGUUGAGAAGAAAAAUUGGCAAAACCUAGCAAGAGACAAAUACCCGAAGCCACUAAUAUUCCACGAUGGAAGAUUGGCACUGAAACCCACAGCACUAACGACUCUAGCCAUGUUAAUGUGGCUUCCUUGUGGCUUCAUUAUUGCGUUGAUUAGGGCCACGUCAGCACUCUCGCUUCCAUACAACAUCUCAACGCCCAUAUUGACAUUCACGGGGCAUCAUCUCACAACUUCAAGGCCCAAAACUACAGAGAAAGAAGAGAAAUUACUAAAAAAGGGACAUAUUUAUGCAUGCAACCACAGAACAUUGCUAGACCCUCUCGCUUUAUCGUUCAUGUUGAAUAGAGACCUAGUGGCCGUCACAUAUAGUUUGAGCAGAAUGUCCGAGAUACUUGCACCAAUCAAAACGGUGCGUUUAACCAGGAACCGAGACGAGGAUGCUAAGACCAUGAAAAGGUUGUUGAAACAAGGUGACCUAGUUGUGUGCCCGGAAGGGACCACGUGUAGAGAGCCAUAUUUACUAAGGUUCAGCCCUUUGUUUUCGGAAGUGUGCGAUGAAAUGGUCCCAGUGGCAAUUGAUUGUCACGUGACAAUGUUCCACGGGACAACCGCAGGGGGUCUUAAGUGCUUGGAUCCACUUUUCUUCUUGAUGAAUCCAACACCCCAUUACUCUGUUCAGUUGCUAGAGAAAGUGUCACCUUCAAUUACCACUAGUAAUGUUAUCAAUGAGGAUUUUGCGAGAUUUGAAGUGGCUAAUCGCGUGCAAACGCAGAUUGGGAAGGCCUUGGGAUUUGAAUGCACUCAACUUAAUAGAAAGGACAAGUACUUGAUUUUGGCCGGUAAUGAAGGUAUAGUUUCCACCACAAAGGCUGGUAAUUAAUAAAUAGAGUUUUUAUUUUGCUUAUACUUUGUUUAAAUCACCAAUAGUUAGGAACACCCUUAUUGUGAAGGAAAACAUAGACAAGGAGAAUACGGCAAAAAUGACUUCCCUUGCUUGUUGUCAUUAUUUUUUGGCCAUUUUUUUUCUUCGUUUUUAUAUGUUGUAAUGUAGAAGCAAUACUGAUUCAUAUAUAUCUUCUUGUUAAUUCA